AUGUUAGAGCCCAUACUGGUUGUUACAACACCCAUUGUCGCUAUGAAAGCCAUGGAUGUAAAUAACUCCACUGUAUCUGGGAAUAUAUUUGCUGUUGUUGAGCUAAUGAGCCAGGGCGGAUUUGAUGAGAGCGGGUCAAUAGAAAAUGAGGAUUUGGACUUGUCACCAUACAUUGUGCUCUUUCAUGGUGAUCUUGGAACUGGGGAACGUCUGCAAGCUGUACAGCAGAGAUGCGCAAUUGAGCAGACACCAUGGGAUUGGUUUCAACGUAUUAUCUAUGUCCCUGGUCUCUUUCAUCUCAAGAUGGCUUGUGCUGACGUUAUUUGGCGUGUAUUCAUAAGUCCUGUAGCUGCCAGAGACGAUGACACAUGCCUAAUGCGUGACAUUGCUAGCCCAGAGAAACUGGCAUCUAUGCAUCAAAGCCUGGCCUUCAACAAAUACACCAGCUAA
Messenger RNA from Serpula lacrymans var. lacrymans S7.9, 450 nucleotides. RefSeq lists its product as uncharacterized. The transcript has a single exon. The record is from RefSeq and is a predicted model, not a curated record. Lineage: Eukaryota; Fungi; Basidiomycota; Agaricomycetes; Boletales; Serpulaceae. Bases 1 to 450 code for a protein of 149 amino acids.